Molecule: messenger RNA, 1611 nt
Organism: Penicillium alfredii
Lineage: Eukaryota; Fungi; Ascomycota; Eurotiomycetes; Eurotiales; Aspergillaceae
Product: putative MFS multidrug transporter
Exons: 7
Coding region: 1-1611 (536 amino acids)
Biological process (GO): transmembrane transport
Molecular function (GO): transmembrane transporter activity
Source: RefSeq, a predicted model, not a curated record
AUGGUUACAAAAUCCGAAAAUACUCUGGUGACUCGAAUAGCCGGUCUCUUUUCUUCGGGAAAUCAUCAUAGCCCGGAUGAGAAGGCUACCCCUUCAAUAACCUCUGCAAAAAGUGACACAACCGAUGGGGACUAUAAACUAGUUCAACUGUCUCACCAUGAAGUACUUGUCGAGUUCGAGGACGACUCCACCGCAAAUCCCACCAACUGGGCUUUUAACAAAAAAAUAUACAACGCCAUCGUGGCCCUCCUAGUCGUCCUCAACAGCGGCAUAUCAUCCGCGCUACCAAGCAAUGCAGUCCCCACCAUCAUGCAGGACUUCGACCAGUCCGGAGACGGGCAGCAGGUACUACCAACCGCGGUAUUUCUGAUUGGAUACGUGAUCGGCCCUUUGGUAUUUAGUCCCCUGAGUGAAACUAUGGGCCGGAAACCCGUGCUCUUUUGGACGUUUUCUAUCUUUGUCCUGGCUACGUUGGGCUGUGCUCUGGCACCGAACUGGUCGUCGCUUUUGGUCUUUCGGGCUAUUUGUGGCACGAUGGGUGCUGCGCCGCAGACUGUUAUUGGGGGUGUUUAUGCGGAUCUUUUCUCGGAGAUGCGCAGUCGUGGUCGAGCUAUGGCUUUAUACAUGUCGGCUGCUAGCUUUGGUCCCAUUUUAGGUCCGAUUAUCUCUGGCUGUGUCGUUCAGUAUGGCUGGCGAUGGACCUUUCGCAUUGACCUGAUUCUGACUGGAACCACCUGGGUUGGUCUACUCUUCAUUUCCGAGACAUUUGGCCCCGUUAUCCUCAAAAGACGUGCUGCGAAACUGAGAAAAACCACCGGAUGCAACUGGUACUUUGCUCGACAAGAGCUGCAACGAGAAGACGCUAGCUUCACCACGACGCAAAUUAUCACCAGACCUCUGUCGAUGCUGGUCUUUGAACCUAUCAUUCUCUUCACGGCGAUCUAUAUAUCCCUGGCAUACAGUCUGGUGUUUUUCUAUUUUCAGGCAUAUCCGAUAAUUUUCAAAGGAAUCUACAACUUCGACAUCCAGACAACAUCCCUCACCUAUAUCCCCAUUGGCAUCGGCGCCGCAUCCUCCGGAUUGGUAACCCUCUACUACGACACAAUCUACGAAAAGGCCAAGAAGUUAGGCAAAACAUGGACCUCGAGCCCCGAGCUCCACCGACUCCCCAUGUCCUGCAUCGCAGGCCCCUGUCUAACAACGAGUCUCUUCUGGCUAGCCUGGACAGCCAAAUCCACAACCCACUGGGCCAUCCCCGUGAUGUCGGGACUAGUCUUUGGCUUCGGAUAUCAGAUCAUCUUCAUUUCCCUGCUGACCUAUGUCACGGACGCCUACCGCAUCUACUCGGCCAGCGCGCUGGCGGCCUCGGUGAUUCUGCGGAGCAUUGCCGGGGCGCUUUUUCCUUUGGCUGCUGACCCGCUUUACUCCUCGCUUGGGGUGUCGUGGGCUACCUCGGUGCUGGGGUUUGCUAGCUUGGCUUGCAUUCCCAUCCCGUUUGCUUUGCUGUAUGCGGGGCCUUGGAUUCGGAAACGGAGUCCGUUUUGUCAGCGGUUGUUGGAGGAGGAGAAGCUUAAGGGAUUGAGUGGAUUGAGAACACCUGAGGAAGCAUAG